GGCAGUGGCAUAAACCCGCCUCCACCUGCACCGGUUUAUGAUUUGGAUACGAUUUGCACUGUACGGAGUAUACCUACUUACAAGAACCCAUAGCAAGGCCACUCUAUUCUCUAUUCUCGACGCAGGACUCCAGCUUUGACUCUGCCUCUGCCUCGUCCGUCGCCCAAUCAUAUCGCGAGAGUUCAGUGCACAUUUAGAUCCAAGCUCCACCGACUCCGACUCGAACAGCACAGAGCACAACAUAACACCCCAAGGCUCUCACCAGGUAGCGCUUACUUUGGCCGAUGAUGGCAAAGGCGCUAAUCCCUCGUAGACGCUGCUUGCUCCGGACGGCCAUGGCGAAAUGCAAACUGUACAAUUCAAAAGAGGCAAGGGCUGGCUGCCAGUGCGUGCUUGUUAGGUAGCUGUCCGUAGUGCGUCGUAGACAACUCUGUCAUUCCUCCAAACUAUUCCUUUUUCAAUGGUCCUGCAACACGACCAUCAGUGACUCAAAUAUUGCGAUCUAGGCAGCCGAUCGUCUAUUCACCGUAUAGAAGGCUGCUGCAGUUCCUUCCGUGCCUUUCCCUACCAUUCGAUCUAUACCAGUCAAACGUGUCAAUUCUUCACAUGCAGCAAUUGCUAUUCACUUUCAAGACGCUAAUACUGUCUGGCGGCGAGUAGUGACUUUGUUUGACUUUGGGAGACCAACUAUAAAAAGGACACUAGGACGUGCUAAAAUACCUAAAAUCAUACUGCACUUGUGAACUGGGAUUUUUCAGGCUAAGCGACUACAAGGCCUGACAUAAAGGUUCCUUCAAUCCCCAUUCAAAUCCUCCUUCUCAUUAACAACAUACAUCCAACAUACAACUCGACACAACACAACACAACACAACUCUGCAACCUCACCACCGCCAGUUUCUUUAAUCGGACAACAUUAAAAUCUUGCAAAAUGUCUGAAGGUACCGCCACGACCAUCAAGCUCGUCAGCAAUGACAAUGUCGAAGUCGUCGUCGAGAGAUCUGUUGCCGAACGCUCCAUGUUGAUCAAGAACAUGCUGGAUGAUCUUGGAGAUGGCGUCCUCGAGACUCCUGUCCCAAUCCCUAACGUCAAUGAGGCUGUUCUCCGCAAAGUCAUCGAGUGGGCUGACCACCACAAGCACGAUCCUGCGCCCACUGCCGACGAUGAUUCCGAUAGUCGCAAGAAGACGACUGAUAUUGAGGAAUGGGACCAAAAAUUCAUGCAGGUCGAUCAAGAGAUGCUAUUUGAGAUCAUCCUUGCUGCCAAUUACCUUGACAUCAAGGCCCUUCUCGAUGUCGGAUGCAAGACCGUCGCCAACAUGAUUAAGGGCAAGUCUCCUGAGGAGAUUCGCAAAACCUUUAAUAUCACAAACGACUUCACUCCUGAGGAGGAAGAGCAAAUCCGCCGUGAGAAUGAGUGGGCUGAGGAUCGUUAAGAUUAUAUCUUGACAAAAUUAUCGAUUACCGCAUGAUGCCGUCAUGAUUUGGGGGUUGUUUAUAAAUGUGGCAUGACGGGUUAGCUUCAGUAGCAUGGGGGGAGUUCUCUGAUUGUUUCUGAUUACCAACCGAAAGUCCAGGUUUAUACACUUUCAUGGCGUGGGGGCUCUCUUUCCUAGUUUUUCUUUCUUCGGGUUCACAUUGUGUAUGUACAUACAUGGGGGGGGAGGCGUUUUAUGAGGAUACUGAAGUGUAGACAGAGGAUGCCAAUGGAGGAUAUUACAUAGAUAGUCUACACUCAACCAAACAGGUAUCGCACAAUUGCACUGGUUUUCAAUAUUAUAUCA
Messenger RNA from Botrytis cinerea B05.10, 1780 nucleotides. RefSeq names its product Bcskp1 (gene Bcskp1). Lineage: Eukaryota; Fungi; Ascomycota; Leotiomycetes; Helotiales; Sclerotiniaceae. The coding region runs from base 929 to 1432 and encodes 167 amino acids. The record is from RefSeq and is a predicted model, not a curated record. Gene Ontology annotation, cellular component: nucleus; cytoplasm. Gene Ontology annotation, biological process: SCF-dependent proteasomal ubiquitin-dependent protein catabolic process; mitotic cell cycle. Gene Ontology annotation, molecular function: cullin family protein binding. The transcript has 4 exons.